Molecule: messenger RNA, 2105 nt
Organism: Myiozetetes cayanensis
Lineage: Eukaryota; Metazoa; Chordata; Aves; Passeriformes; Tyrannidae
Gene: RAC1
Product: Rac family small GTPase 1
Exons: 6
Coding region: 127-705 (192 amino acids)
Biological process (GO): regulation of actin cytoskeleton organization; regulation of cell shape; establishment or maintenance of cell polarity
Cellular component (GO): cytoplasmic vesicle; cell cortex; cytoskeleton
Molecular function (GO): protein kinase binding; GTPase activity; GTP binding
Source: RefSeq, a predicted model, not a curated record
GUGAGCGCGGCCGCCGCUUCCUGCGCCCGCGGCCCGCCCUCUGCUCCCCGCCCUGGGUGGUGCCGCUGCCUCGUCCCCGCUCGCAGGCUCAGGGCGGAGGCGGCCGGCGCUCCCGCAGCAGCCGCCAUGCAGGCCAUCAAGUGUGUGGUGGUGGGCGACGGUGCUGUAGGUAAGACAUGCCUGCUCAUCAGCUACACAACCAAUGCUUUUCCUGGAGAGUACAUACCCACCGUUUUUGACAACUACUCUGCCAAUGUAAUGGUUGAUGGCAAACCGGUCAAUCUGGGUUUAUGGGACACAGCUGGUCAAGAGGACUAUGACAGACUACGUCCACUCUCCUACCCACAAACAGAUGUCUUCUUAAUCUGCUUCUCCCUCGUGAGCCCAGCAUCCUUUGAAAAUGUCCGUGCUAAGUGGUACCCUGAGGUGAGGCACCAUUGUCCCAACACCCCCAUCAUUCUCGUGGGCACCAAACUCGACCUGCGGGAUGACAAGGACACCAUUGAGAAGCUGAAGGAGAAGAAGCUGACUCCCAUCACCUACCCACAGGGCCUUGCUAUGGCCAAAGAGAUCGGCGCAGUGAAAUACCUGGAAUGCUCAGCACUUACGCAGAGAGGCCUCAAGACAGUGUUUGAUGAAGCCAUUCGAGCAGUGCUGUGCCCCCCUCCUGUAAAGAAGAGGAAGAGAAAAUGUCUGCUGCUGUAAACAUCCCCCUCCCCCACCCCAUCAACCCAGUGCUUUGCUCAAACAAUGAAGCAUUCACAUGCCAAGUUUUUCUGUUAUAAAUUAGUUCUCUACCAUAAAUUUUGACAAUUUCAUGGUUUCAUUUGUUUAAAGUAUGAUCGUUACCUUGCAUUCUUCUAAGAGCAAACUCUUGAAAACACACCUAUGUGAAGCCUUAUUUUUAAAAUCCUCUUCUUGCUCAAUUAAGUGUUGCCAAACUUAUCUGCUGAACUAAGUUGCUUUGUUGUGCUACGAACACUAAGCACUAAACCGUUUUUUAAAGAUUCUUCUUGAAAAUGACUCUAAUUUCUGGUAGGAGAUGCGAAAUCUUUCUAGUUUUUCACAGUAACAGUACCGGGACCGAGCAGAGCACUGCGCUCGGCCGUGUUUUGUUAUUCCAUGUUUUCUCAGUGCAGCCGUUGCCUGGGGGUGGGUGUUGAACCCCAACCCAGGCAGUGACUGACACCCCUGAGUCACAGUGUAAAUGCUUUAUCAUUGGUAAGGGCUUGGUUGCAAUCUAGUUCUUGCUGCUGUGAUUUAAAAAAAAAUAAAUAACUAUUCUUACUGACGUGUAUCUAGUCCUUUUGACAGCAUUGUGUUGUGAUGGAUAAAUGGAGUUUUUGGGUUGGAUCAGACAAUAGUGCCAGACAGUAUUUGACACUGUACAGAUGACUUACACUACACUGCCAGGGUAGCUCAGCCACCAUUUUCCCAGAGGUGCAGUAGUGGAGAGAGGUUGGUGUUCGUAGGUAAAUUCCUUUGAAUUUCAAGUAGGGCAUUCAUGUAGGUUCAGUUCUGGACCAGUCAUUCCCACUUAUAUGUAGUAAAUGCUUUUCUUGUAGAAUCUCUUCUUACAGAGCAAUAUAACUUGUAUUUUAAAAACCUUUCUGAUGAUAGAAAUUUGCUUUCUUUUUCUUUUAUAGAGUAGAAUGUUCAAGCAUAUCCUCAUUUUCCCAUUAUUUCUGACCCAGUAAGUUAUGCUUUCUGAGCUUUUAGUCUAUUAACUAGGUGUAAAAAUCAUGUGAAGCAGCUUUAGACAUUUUAGUAAUUUUUAUAUUUUAAACCUCUUGUAAACGACAAACCUUCUCAAGUGUCACUAUUUGCAAGAUCCCCCCCAGUGUAACAUGACUAAUGCAGCCAAGUGUUCUCUGUCACUCCGUGUGCAGCAUAGAUUGUAACGGUAACGGGUCUGUGAGGUUCUGUAAUUAGUGCUAAUGUUCUGUACCUUCGAAACUGGCAGGAAUACGAUGUUGAACUACACCCUUUCAACCACUAAAGCAAAAUUUAAAAGUUGCAAAAUUGUGAAGUUUUUACAUUGAUCUUUUGCUAAUGCGAUUAGCAGAAUGUUUUGCAUGUAAGAAUUAAUAAAUCCUUCAAUCACA